Messenger RNA from Lolium perenne, 4292 nucleotides. Lineage: Eukaryota; Viridiplantae; Streptophyta; Magnoliopsida; Poales; Poaceae. The record is from RefSeq and is a predicted model, not a curated record.
GUUCGGCGCCGAGGUCUGCUGGUGCUCCUACAACAUCUUCUCCACGCAUGACCACGUCGUCGCCGCCAUCGCGCGCGACUCGGCCGCCCUCUUCGCAUGGAAUGGCGAUACCCUCGAGGAGUACUGGUGAUGCACCGAGCGCGGCCUCGACUGGGGCGAGGGCGGCCUCGACUGGGGCGAGGGCGGUGCCCCUAACCUCAUCGUCGGCGACGCCACGAUGCUCAUCCACAAGGGCGUCAACGCCGAGGAGGAGUUCGGCAAGAUCCUUCAGAUGUGCGCACGGUUUGCGGGCUCUAGGCGGGGGCCCACUUUAAUGCGUUCAGUUUUUGCAGGCUGUUGCGGCAUCCUGUUUAUCAAUUGCGGGUCCAUGCGGCACAUAUGCGGGCCCCCGCUUGUUGUCCCACUUGCACCCUAUUCUCCGACCCCUGCGGUCAACGAGGUCGCCGCCCACCAUGCGUUCAUCUUCGUGUCCGCGCCGCUACCAUCUCCGACCCCUGCGGUCGUCGAGGUCGUUGUUGACCACGCGCCCGCCGUCGAGUCCGUGCCGAGAAGCGCGUCCGUCUUCACGUUCGGCUCGGGUGUGUGCAACUUCACUAGCGCUGCGGUCGCCGGCUCCGUCGCGCCGACGCGCCUGCAGUCGUCGACGCCUGCCGUCGAGGACGACGCAGUGCCGCCAGGGUAUCUGCUCAUUCCCGCGCACGGCUUGCCCGCACACGACUCCCCUGCCACGCCUCCUUCUUCACCGCGCACUGGAGCUCGCUACCGCCUCCUGGUUCUCAGAGCCCCGCUGUCCAGCACGCCGUCGGCCUCGCCAUCGAGCAGCCGCGGUCGCCGUGCCGGCUUGUGGAGCCCGACCGUGCUGGGACUUGCGAACAGCAUCGCGCCCAUGACUUAGCUCCCGGCGAAUCCUCUGACGAGGACGAGUGCGGCGGACGUACCAGUCGCCCCCGGUGAAGGGAGGAGCACGCGUGUAAUUCACCGCCGUAUCAGGCAGAAAUUGGGGAUCGAUUUGGCUUGGGGAUCGUAUAGACCCUGUAGCUUUUGCUCUCCUUAUCCGGUCACAGUAUCUAAAGGUAUAAUUGUUGCACCCGUAUGGGGCUUUCACAGCGAUUUCAGCUUCUGGACCGUCGGAUCUUUCCAUAAGUGCAUCUCAUCCGUCGAUUCUGGUUGCUCCCCACUGGCUAGAUCAAUCCAUGGAAUGGCAAAUUGUUACCCGCCUCCGGUUGCAUGUGGGCCCCACCUUUGCCGGCCCCACACGUCAGCCACUACGACUGGGUUCUCUGUCGGUGCACAUUGACAUUAGGCAGUGGAUCUCCACCCCGCAGGGGUAUUUUCGGUAUUUCAGCCUGGCCUGGUAUAAAAGUGAGAUCCCAGGGGAAAAAACCCUAGCCGCCUCGCGCCCCCGCUCCGCGCCCGCCCUCGUCGCCGCCGCCGCCUCCGGCCGCCGCCUCGCGGCUCCGCCCCGGCUGGCCUGCCCUCCCUGCUCCGGCUCCUCCUCCCUGCUCCACCUCCCUCCUCCGGCUCCUCCUCUGUGUCACCGGCACCCUGCCUCCUCCCAUGCUCCUCCGGAAGGAGCAACGCAUCGAGCCACCGCCGUCCUCUUCAACCCUCUUUCCCGCUGCUCUCUCCUCCUCAGCGGCCUCCCGCGACCUUGCGUCUUCACCAUCAUCGAAACGAGCCGCGGGAGGUCACGAGGGGGUGAGGUCUGGCGGUCCAUAGCCCGCACGAGCGGGAAAGGGGAAGGGGAGGGUCGUGAGUACCAGAAGAUGCGGCUAGGGUUUUCGUCGUGGCGGAUUUCUCCCGCGUUGACCACAGCCGACCUGUCCCAUGGUUGCCGGUAGAGAGGCGGCGCUGCUCUGCACCUCUCCUCCGACCAUGUCGAUUCAGCCCUGACGCAUAAUCGACGAAGUUUGCUAUAUCUAUAGUAAAGCAAAUGCAUCAGAGAGGGUGAUGGUUAAUGGUUGCUGGUUGGGGAGGACUCCAUCUGUUUGGUUUAGUUGUUCUGGGAAAAUUAUCGCAGAAAAUGGCAGUGAUGCCUGGUGGGCUUAUCUCAUUUGCUGCGCAUCUAUUUCCCUUGCUUCAGAAAAGCCAGGCAUAGUCCAGAGCAUUUUUGCUUUAACCUGAUAGGCGGAAAUUUGUAUGAGCAUCACGCAGUUCCCAGACACGUGAGGCUCGCCUGCCCGAGCUGUUGAUCCCGGUGUCUCCAGAGCUACUUUCGGCGACCACGUAUGCGAGCACCUGCUACCGAGCACGUCCAUGACUAGAUGAUGUCAUUGAUGCCCUAUCCCCUCCUCCUCCCUCUACUCUUCCCACCAUCUACGUAUGCCUUGAUUUUGUUUGACCUUUUUGUACAGAUCCAUGUUUAGAUCCGAUGAAAAGUUUCUUCAAGUCACAAGAUGGAUCAGCUAGAAGCUGCAAAAAGAUUACUAAGUUGGAAGCGCAGCGUGACCAAGCCCUAAUGACCCUUUCAGCGCAGCGUUAUCACUCCACGCCACCAUGUCAUAUGCAAAGUUAAUGGACUCAAUCUUAUCACCUACUCCAGUUUACAGCAGUAGUCUUCAAGCCUCCCAUGGAUUGGAGUGGUGGAUUUGCAGUUCUUCAAUGCCGACUAGGCAACGAAGAUUGAUAGUCAUUGCUUGGAUUUUUUGUGAUAUGAAGCAUUAUUCUGGAUGAUAGGUACUUCCCCCUAAAUCAUUCAUUAUUAUGCAUUUGUUGUCUGGUGAAAACUUAUUGCUUUUUUGAUUACGUGUGUCAACUCAAAAUUACAAUGCACUGAUGCGGAGUUGGAACCUCCUGCUCAAAGGAACAACUUUUUUUUAGCAAACCAAAGACAUUAGGUCAAGGUAUAUUCCAGGGUCUCUGUGUAUCAAGGAAAAUGCAAUACAUGAUUCUGGUUCCUGAUCUGCAUGUACUUUUGUAGCUAUGAGGUGGAGAGUACAUGUAGGUUUCACUAAACAGGUCUUGCCUAUUGUUUCCCCUUUGACUGUAGGAAGUGACAUGACCCCGCGAUAUAUACUAAUAAUCUCAGUGAAAUCUUAAAGCAAUCUUGAUAAUAUUAUACAAGUUUUCAUCAAAGGUGUUGAACACGUACCAGAGUUGGUUGCUUCUUCUAAAAAAACAUCCAAAAAAGUGCAGCAUGCCAGUUGAAUGACGGAUCUCACUGUUCAUAUUGUUGGUAUAACAAGACUGUGACGAGUUUAUUUUUGCCAUUAUUUUAUUGGAGAGAUAGAAUAUAAACAUAGAUGGUUGCAUGCCUAACUGCAUCCAGUCCCAUGCUUACUAGAGUUUCUAAAUGCACAUUUUUCCUGGACUUUCCUUUUUUUCAGGAAGGGAGGCACACUGAAGGGAAGCAGCCGAGAGUCACUUUAUAUUCAUCCUUGCAAAAAAAAAAGAUGGAGCCGAAUGAACCCAUCAACACCAAGUUCUACCAGCUUGGGAAUGGGGGAAGCUUGAUCUUCGAGCAUGACCUCAACACCGUCUCGGACUUCCUUGGCCGCCCACACCCCGAGUUCCACGGGAUCCAGUUGGACGACACGCCUGGAGGAGAGUUGCAGUGGGUGAUCACUACCGACUUGAGGGGCAAGAUGGAGCCUCCCACCUCGGAGAGGAUCCUCUUCUCCUUCCGCGAGAGCAACUGGCUCGACGGACUCGCACGUGGCCUUCAGGAGGCACUUGCGCGUCUCUGUGGACAAAACGUGGUGCGCCUCCUCGCCUCUCGCUUCGCGCAUCUCGUGAGGCGUGAUGCCACGGGAGUGCCCAUGGAGCUGCAGCCGCACCCGGAGUUGAGGCACCAUGCUGAGCACCUUGACUUCAUGCUCUACCAGACUCAGAAGGAUCUGGACGCCUCCCGCAUGUACGCGAACCAGACCCACGCUCACAUCAUCGAGCAGGGUGAGGCGAUCAAGCUACUCGCCAACGACCGCAAGACCCUUUGCCAGCAGCGUGCCAAGAAGGACGCUACGAUUGUGCGCCUUCGCGCCAAGAUAGCAUCUCUUGAGGCCACUGUCAAGGCUCAGGAGGAUCAGCUGAGAGAGAUGGAGGAAGACGACGGAGGUAUCGACCUUCAGGGAGGAGGAGCCUUCCUGAGCGACGACGACGACUUUGAGGAGGACGAGUUCACCGAGGAAGAGGACUACGAGUUCCUGGAGGCAGGACCCGACGACUUCGUCCCGAUCGAUGUAGAGGAUGAGUAGUAGUUGCACUAGAUCACUUAUGUAGGUGUGAGUUGUAUCCCGCCCAUUGUAUCAUAGCAUGAGAGAAUGGUUCUUAAAACCAUUGGAAGUGUUAAGUGU